GGGCGCAGCUGGGAGAGAGCCGCGGGCAGGCCCCGGCUCAAGGCCAGGGUGCUGGACGCGCGCAGAAAGGCUCGGGACCCCCGGAGGCGGGAUCCCGGGGAGCGGGUGAGCGGCCUGGGCCGCGCGGCGGGGCGUCCGGGAGCCCCGGACGGGGUGGGGGCGGGCGGAGGCGCGGCAGGAAGGGCCCGCGGCAGCCGCGCGGGUCGGGCUGGGGGCACGGUGGAGGGGAGGGACGGGGCGGCGCCCGGCUGGGGUGCCGGGCCGGCUCACCUCGCCCAGGCGGCGCGCCCUGCGGGAACUCGCGGGGAGGAAAGCCAGAUCCGCGAGCCUCGGGAUUCCAGGACCGCCCUCUCCCGCCCCAGGGCCAGCGGCGAGCGGCAACGACGGCUGGAGCCGCAGCGGCAGCAUGAGAACUGGCUCCGCCGCUCUCCGCCGGCGGACGCGGGGCGACAGGCGGCGGCGGUGCCUGCGCGCGCCAUGGUGGCGCCGUGGCGCCGGGCGGCAGGUCGGGGCUUCGGGCGGCGCCGAGGCCGGGGGUUUCCGCGGGGCGCUUCGGCGCUGGCCGCCAGCCUGCUGUGCACCGCUCUGGCCGCCUACUCCUGCUGGACUCGGCUGCCGCCGAUGCCCUGGGCGUCCCCCGCCCCGCGGCGGCCGGUGGGCGUGCUGCUGUGGUGGGAACCCUUCGCGGGACGCGACAGCGGCGCGCGGCGGCCCCCGGACUGCUGGCUGCGCUUCAACAUCAGCGGCUGCCGCCUGCUCACCGACCGAGCGGCCUAUGCGGAGGCCCAGGCGGUGCUCUUCCACCACCGGGACCUCGUUAAGGGCCCCCCCGACUGGCCCCCGCCCUGGGGCGUCCAGGCGCGCCGGACGGAGGAGCUGGAGUUGCGGGUGUUGGACGACGAGGCGGCGGCCGCUGCUGAAGCCCUGGCCACCUCAGGCCUCAGGCCCCCGGGCCAACGCUGGGUGUGGAUGAACUUCGAGUCGCCCUCCCACUCCCCGGGCUUGCGCAGCCUGGCGGGUAACCUCUUCAACUGGACCCUCUCCUACCGGGCCGACUCGGACGUCUUCGUGCCUUACGGCUAUCUCUACCCCAGGACCCAUCCCAGCGACCAGCCCCCGGGCCUGGGCCCGCCGCUCGCCCGGAAACGGGGGCUGGUGUCCUGGGUGGUGAGCAACUGGGACGAGCGCCAGGCGCGGGUCCGCUACUACCACCAGCUGAGCCAGCACGUGGCGGUGGACGUGUUCGGCCGCAGCGGGCCUGGGCGGCCGGUGCCGGACGCCGGUCUCCUGCACACUGUGGCCCGCUACAAGUUCUACCUGGCCUUCGAGAACUCGCAGCACCUCGAUUACAUCACUGAGAAGUUCUGGCGCAACGCGCUGCUGGCCGGGACCGUGCCGGUGGUGCUGGGCCCCGACCGUGCCAACUACGAGCGCUUCGUGCCCCGCGGUGCCUUCAUCCACGUGGAUGACUUCCCUAGUGCCUCCUCCCUGGCUGCCUACCUGCUCUUCCUCGACCGAAACCCGGCAGUCUACCGUCGCUACUUCAACUGGCGCCGGAGCUACGCCGUGCACAUCACUUCGUUCUGGGACGAGCCCUGGUGCCGGGCCUGCCAGGCUGUGCAGACCGCCAGGGACCGGCCCAAGAGCAUACGCAACUUGGCUCGCUGGUUUGAGCGGUGAGGCCGUUCUCCUGUGCGUGUAUCCCUGGGGAGGUCAGAUGGGCAGCUUUUUGAGCCUCAGCUGUGCAUCUCCUGGACUCCUGAAUCAUGGGACGGAGUUUUCCAGACACCCAUUUGUACUCCAUGGGGAAAUGGUAGUUUCCAUAUGGCUAAUCAAUAUUACUCAGCGCAAAGACUGGGUGGGAAGGAUUCCUGGUUCUCAUGGGGUUUUUGCAUAAACAGCAGUUGGGCUCUGUCUGCUGUCCCUGAGCAUCAGUGUUCACCUGUGAAGGGAGCCCUUCCUUACCGUGUAACUGGUGCAGAGGGGAAGAAAUAGCUUAUCUACCGGAAGCCUUUGAGUUAGUUGCUCUGGCUUUCCUCAUCGGCCUCAGGCCACAUUUGUGGUCUGUGUGGACUCCAAAUCCACACUCCCGUUUCACUGCGCCAAUGUGCAGCAAGCCUGGGGUUUAAGAAGGCGCCCUGUUGUGGAACAGUGAUAGGACUAGGCCACCAGUGGGUCCUCUUUGUUGAAUUCUGAAAAGUCUCAUCUCCUAAGAAGAAGGAAGAUGAGAAGGAGGGUCACCCAAAAAUCCAUUGACUGUUCCUUAACAAGUCCUUUUUAUUCCCCUGCUCUAUGAAUGCAAAGAAGAUGUUAGAUUGUCCUUGAAGGAGAGUUCAGAUGAAUCUAUAGGUAUACCUCACUUUUACAAAUGUAUUUUUGAAAUGUAUUUUUGGAAAGCUGCUUUUAGAUCAAGUCCCAAUCACUGCUUUAGGAGAGUUCAGUAUUUAAUGCAGCCCUAUGGAGAAUCCCUUUGCAAUGUGAAUGAUCAUCUAACUUAUUUCUUCUGUGUCUAUGUUUUUCUAUAACUUAAAAUUUUUAAGAAGUGUAUUGAAAUUACAGAUGUGAAAAUAAAGUGGAAGCAACCUCUCCCCUCUUUCCAGAAAGCCAGCCUGUGUUUACAAACAGAGGAGAAGGAAGCCACGGUGUCACUUUCCACAAAAUUACUUGUUCUCAUCUAUUUCACUGGACCAAAAUUUCAGCAGGAGCAUCAGUCCUCCAGGGGUGCUGAUAUUACCUGUUUGCAGAACAAGGAAAGAUUGUACUGCAUUAUGGAAUCAUGGAAGAGGAAAAAAGUAUCUGUUAAUGCUAGUUUUUUUCCACUUCCAGUCAGUUUUUGGUAAAAUGUUUAGUUGUCAGGGAGUGGAACUAAAUUAGUUUCUGCAGUGAGCUUUGGGUUUUGUUAAAAUCCAAAUCUGCAACUUUGCUUAGGGCCAGCAGGUUCCCCUCCUGGUCUGCAUGGUAGUCAAGUGCAUCUUUACCUUCCUAGUAACCUUGACGCAGUGUCCUGGGGCCAACUUUGAAAAUACAUGUUAUUGCCUUGGAAAGUUGUUGAAUGAAUAGCUUACUUAGUAGGUGUCCUCAUGUGCCUGCUCUGUGCCAAACACUGGGCUGCAGGUGCCAGGAAAGACAAAAAAAUGUAUAAGGCAAGGAAGGCCCUUUAAAGUCUCCUCGAAUUGCCACUGCCAACAAGUAAGUAAUUAACUUGAUAGAUCAGUUGGCAGAACCUAUUUGUUUAAAAUGACAUUCUUUAAUGUAAUACAGGCUAUAGGUCAAUAACUAGAAAGCCAGUUGAUUUACAGCCUCAAACAAUGGUUUCUUUUUCUCCUAAAUUUAUUAUUUUCUUCUAGUUAUAUUAAGAAAUAAUUAGCACAUGUCACUGUAUACGUUGAAGGCAUAGAGCAUGAUGGUUGGUUUACAUAAAAUGUGCGAUGGUUAUUGCAAUACGUUCAGCUAACAUCCAUUAUCUAAUACAGAUACAAUAUAAAGAAAUCCUCGAUUUAUUAUAAUAAGGACCCUCAGCGACUAAUUAUUAUGGGUUUGGUACAAGAUUAAUCAGCUUUAUAUAAAGUUCUGCCGUAAACAGCAAUUGUGCACUUGAUUAGGACAAUUAGCUGAAUCAUAGAAUAAGUACUGUGUCUGCAUUUGUGCAGACUCACUUGAAAGGCUCACUAAAAUCCAACCGCUUCAGUUCUUCUUUUCCUUGAAAGGAGAGAGUAAAGGGGUUCCUGGGUGGCUCAGAUGGUUGGGUGUCUGCAUUCAGCUCCAGUCUCCGGUCGUGGUCCCUGUCAUGGUCCCCAUCAUGGUCCCCAUUGUGGUCCCGGGGUCCUGGAAUCUGGCCUGCAUCGGGCUCCCUGCUUGGCAGAAUGCCUGCCUUUCCAUCUCCUGAUGCUUGUGUUCCCUCUCUCAUGGUGUCUCUCUGUCAUAUAAAUAAAUAAAAUCUUAAAAAAAAAAGUAAUUAAAGCCCACUGAUAAAAUUUCCUUAUUUAAAUAUUAUAGUGUGGGUGGAAUUACAAAUUAUCAGCUAGCCAAUAAAGAAAAAGUUAAAAAUUCUAUUCUUUAAAAAAAAUACUUUAUUUGAGGGAGAGAGAGCACACAUGAGCGUGAGUACGAGUGGGUGGAGGGGCACAGGGAGAGAUAGAAGCAAACUCAGAUCAUGACCUGAGCUAAAGUCAGAUGCUGAAUGGACUGAGCCACCCGGGUGCCCAGAAAAAUUCUUUUCUUGAAAAUGAGUAUUUAUGAGAUAGUGGUGUUAAUGGGGAAUCUACAUGGGGCACUGGGAGAGUGGAUUUUGGAGGUAAUCUGGCUUAGAUUUGAUUCCAGCUGUGUGACCUCUGCAAAUUAGUAAUAACCUUGAACCUCAGAUUCCUUAUCUGGAAAGUGGAGGAGGACAAUACUUCACAGCUCUUCGUGAGCAUUUGGGGAAGUAAAAUAAAUAAAGGUGCCUAACACAUAGCAGUCAGUUGGCAAAAGAGAAAUUUUUCUUUGCUUUUUUUUUUUUGCGGUGAUUUCAGGGUUCCUCCUUAUGUGCUUGUAUGUCUACAGUUCUCAACAUAUAUUUCAGGAUAUAUCUGAAAUAAAAAGGGGCCUCAAACUGUAUUUCAAAUGUAUCCCUAAAGCUAAACCAUAUGAUUUCAAGAAUCACCAUUGUUACUUAGAUUGAACUUGCAUUUUCAGACUAGGAGGAAGCACCUAUGCCUGCUUUGAAAAAAAAAAAAAUUAUCAAAUUACAUAGCUACAUGAGUAACUAUUAUUUUACCAUGCUUUUCUUGGUGGUAAGUCUAUUUAAAACUGACCAUAUUUAUUAAAUAUUUUGCUGAAGGAAGGUAUACUUGAAUUUUUACUUACGUGCAAAUUCUGGGUGUAGAAGGAACAAUAUUUUUUAGACCGAUCUUGUCAGAGUAAGAAAUACAGCAGUUGCUCAUUUUAUGUUGUUUUUCAUACUCUUAAAUUGAGUAGGUUAAAAUUCAUAUGCCCAAAGUGCAUUGUACUCAGUCAAGUGCUACAGAGUUCCAGUACACUCUAGACCUUCAAAGUUCUAGAACGGGGUGAGCAAACCCGCUGUAAAGGGCCAGAGUAAUUAUUGCUGGCUUUGGAGGCCAUCCAGUUUCUGCUGCUGCUAAACUCUGCUGAUGUAAGGGCAAAAGCAGCCUUUGCCAAUACUAAACAGUUGGAGGGGCCUGGUUUUGGCCGUGGUUUGUCAAUGCUGUGCAAGACUUCGAGCCAUAGAAGGAAUUUGGGGACCCACCUGAUGGGUAUUUCUUAGAAGGGAUUUAAGAAUUGGAAUGGAGGGAUUUUGGAGGCAAAUAUUCCUGGGUUCCAGAUCAGCUUUGCAACAUUUCCUAAUUGUCUUAUCUUGGGUACAUCAUCUAAGCCUUCUGUGUUGUGAUAGUCCCAUCUCUAAUUGAAGGUAAUCAUCUAUAGUUUAUGGAGGUUUUGUAAUAAUUAGAUCAGACACUUAAAGUCCUCAGUUUAGUGUCUGGUACAUAGGAAGCACCUGGAAGAUGUUUGCUGUGACUAUACCAGUCCAUUGUACAAAGGAAGGAGUCCAGACGUGCCUGAGGUUACGGUCAUAGUGGCAGAACCAGCUGUGCUUGUCACAGGUCAAACCCCUUUGAGCCUCUGUCACUUGAACUGCAAAGUGAGGGGGUUGGACAACGUCUUUUUGGGGGAUCUCCUAGUUUCACUUGCCACCAUUCUGUCGACUGGCACCCCAGGGCUUAAGAACUAAUUCACCUCCCCAUGAGCCUUCCUUACAGUCUGAAAAUGACUUCCUGCCCAGCAGCAGUAAACUGGCAGAAAAUCCGGCAGCAGAAAGGGAGAGACUGGUUUAGCGUUAAAACACGCAUCUGUAUAUAUGACACACACACAUAUAUCCAAGUGUCACCUGCCUUAGAUAUGAGGGAAGGGAGCCAAGUUCUUGGUAAUUAGUAUGGUGAAUAAUCGCAUUUAAUGUGCUUCACGUCAUUUUUGGAUGUAUCUCAGGGACUUUUUAUGUUGCACAUUCUUAUACCAAAUGUAGUAUUUAUGUAUGCGUGUUCAGAUUAUUUUGGUAAAAUGAUUAAAGUGUUGAGAUGGAAAGCGACUCCUUGUUUAUAAUGUCUAUCCCCCAGGCACUGACGUGUACAACCGGGACAUGUGGGGUGUUUCUUGGCUGAGGGGUUUCUGUAAGGUCAUCAGUCCUGGAUUAGUCACUAAAAUGUGAUGGUUUAUCUCUUCCGAGAUGUGCCAGGUCUAAUUCAGCUCGUCCUCUUUUCUUUCUUGCUUGGCUUCUUCACUUGAACCUGGUGACUUGUCCCCAAGAAUAUAAGUAGGGUUUUCCUUUCUCUCAUUCCAAUUUAUUUUACUAAGUGCUCCAACACACUCCUGUUCGGUAAGCUGAAUAAUGCCAUUUU
Molecule: messenger RNA, 6392 nt
Organism: Lutra lutra (Eurasian river otter)
Lineage: Eukaryota; Metazoa; Chordata; Mammalia; Carnivora; Mustelidae
Gene: FUT4
Product: fucosyltransferase 4
Exons: 1
Coding region: 478-1680 (400 amino acids)
Cellular component (GO): membrane
Molecular function (GO): alpha-(1->3)-fucosyltransferase activity
Source: RefSeq, a predicted model, not a curated record